Molecule: messenger RNA, 7390 nt
Organism: Chrysemys picta bellii (western painted turtle)
Lineage: Eukaryota; Metazoa; Chordata; Testudines; Emydidae
Gene: NHSL1
Product: NHS like 1
Biological process (GO): cell differentiation
Source: RefSeq, a predicted model, not a curated record
UUCCGGGUUUGGUUUAGAGUUUGGGUGGAGGUUCAGAGGAGUGAGUGUAGCAGCUCAGGGAGCCCCAGGUGGCUGUUUUGGGCUUUUUAUUUCCCUUUCUCUCCUCCGCUUUUCUUUUCCUGGUUUCCCUUCUUUGUGGCUGUAGCCAGGGCACUCUAACCCCCCACCCCCCGCUUCCUCCUCCCCAGCUCCACUUUGGGGGGAGAAACUCCGGCUGUUUUCCUGUCUCCUCGCUGCAAACAACUUCACCGCUUCUCCUCCUCCCCCCUCCCACUGAGCCAGCUUCUUUCCCCUCUGUCUCCCUGAGUGCAAUGUGCCUCCUGCUGCCCCAUGGCCAGCAGGACUUCUCUCUGCACCUCCCGCACGUGAGCUCCUUUCAGGGCUUCUCCCGGGGUGCAGCGUGAAGUCUCUUCCCCCCGUAAUCUCUCUGCGGAGUUGAGGGUGGGGAAAAGUUUGUGGAUUGUCGGAUUUCCCUCUGAACUCUUGUGGCUCUUGGUUUUGAAUGAGGAUUUCUUGCUCCCGGGAAGUGUAACCCCCGGAGAUGCCUUUCCCGCUGAGGACGGUGGAGCCCCUGAAGCUGUGCAGGUUGGAAGAUGCCGGAGGAGAUGCUCUGCUGGGACCAGCCAAAGCGGGGGACAAAGAGCGAGCGCAGGCGGCCGGCGGGGCUGGGAGCGGCGGGCGCCGGCGCGGCGCGGGGCUGCUGCUGUUCGGCUCGCUGGAGCAGGUCAGCUCGCACUCGCUGGUCUCCCUGCUCUGGCAGCUCUCCGACCUCUCCCGCUGCGCCAGCGACAUCUUCGGCGAGAUCCAGAGCCAAGCGGACGCCCUGUGUCGACGCAGCGCCCGGCUCCAGCGCCGCCUGGGCUCCCUGCGCGCUCUGAGCGCCCGCCUCGACCACCGCCGAGUUAAAAUCCCUGUCUCCAACCUAGAUGAAGAAAGUAGAUGGACAGUCCAUUAUACUGCUCCCUGGCACCAGCAGGAAAAUGUGUUCCUGCCCUCCACGAGGCCACCUUGUGUGGAGGAUCUGCAUCGCCAAGCCAAGCUGAACCUUAAGUCGGUACUAAGAGAAUGUGACAAGCUGCGGAGGGAUGGCUAUCGAAGUUCUCAAUAUUACUCUCAGGGUCCAACCUUCUCUUCUUCUUCCAGUGCAGCCUAUGGAAAUUACCAAGAUGAUUAUGAAGAAAUUGAACGAAAGUCUAGUCUGUUAGACUGCAUAUCUCAGUCUUGCAUUAGCGCCUGCUGUUCCUUGGUUCCAUGGAGCCUCAAGUGUUCAGUCCCUUCCCCAGAGGAGGAAAAGCUUAUUAGCAUCAAGAGAACUAGAACACCAGUUUCAAAUGAAUGUUCUGAUAUCAACACCCAAACUAACUGGACCAAGUCACUUCCAUUGCCAACACCAGAGGAGAAAAUGCGACAGCAAGCACAAGCGGUCCAAACAGAUGUGGUUCCUAUUAAUGUAACUGGGGAGAAUUUCGACCGCCAAGCCAGCAUUCGGCGGUCUCUAAUUUACACAGACACUGUGGUAAGACGGCCGAAGAAAGUCAAAAGGAGAAAGACUAUUACAGGAGUCCCUGACAACAUUCAAAAGGAGCUAGCAGUUGGCACUGGCCAAAGUGACUUCCGUGGGCAUUCAAUGUAUGUCCCAGAUCACUAUUCCACACUAGGGAGACUAGACAGCUACCGCUCUGCUAUGCAGCGAUCUGAAACCAAGGACACCAGCUGCCAGACAGAAGAAGUCAAAGUCGUGCCCCCUUCAGUGAGAAGAAUACGAGCACAGAAAGGACAAGGGAUUGCGGCCCAGAUGUCUCAGUUCUCCAGCUCAUCUGGAAACAUGUCUGUGAUGAGUGAUUCCGCUGGGGUUAUAUUUGCCUCUCGCCUAAAUAACGACAUGGGUUUUCAUAGCCUGCCUCGACCUGGAGCAAGAGUGUCUCUGCAGUCACUAGACCAAAGGCAGAGCAUCUCUAACCAGGCAGACGACAUCGCUGGCACUUUGUCAAACCAGAUAAGCAAGUUGCAGGUUGAUAAUAGUGUGGUCCAUAUGAGGAAUAACCCGAGGACUGAGACACUGCCAAGGCCAAAGUCCCAAGAGGUGAGAAGUUAUGAGAGUGAAAAAGCUGCAAGCCCGGCAUGUGUGGUCUCUCCUCAUGCCACAUAUUCAACCAGCAUCAUACCAAAUGCCACGAUAUCAUCCUCUUCAGAAGUUAUUGUGAUUCAUACCACCCAGAGUGCUGGACCAUUGGAUAGUAAAAUCACCAGCUCACCUUCCUACACAAAACCCAGAGACAGUCCUGUUGCCAACAAUGCAGUAAGCAUGAAAGAAGAUCACCAUUCUUCUAGCGGUAACUGGAGUGAGAGCAGCUCAACGCGCCACUCCCAGACCUCAGACACUAUCUCGUCUAAUGCUAUCAUGAUGCUCUCCCUUGGUGACUCAGCUGUAUCCCUCAGCACUCCAGGAAAUGUGGAGAAUACGUCCCAAAGUAUGAGCUAUAGCUGUAGAAACAAUCUCCCUUUCCCAGGCCACUCCCAGGAUAGCGAUGGCAGGAGUGAAUCCAGUUUUUCAGGGGACAGAUCACAAAGCAACAGUAUAAACAGCACAGAGCACUGGGUGUACAAAUCUAGAGAAAAUGAUGAGACUCCCUCACACAAGCCAACCUGUGCCACUGCAGGUUAUUUCACUCCUGUAAGCAACGUGAGUAGCAGCAGCCUAGAGAGAACUUCUGUCAAAGAAGAUUCAAGUUCUCUGUAUUCAGUGGACCAUGACGGCUACUACACUACCAUGCAUAUGGACUCUGGACUCAAGUCAGGUAAACUAUGCAAUAGUAAUAAUGGUUUUGGAAACCCCAGGCACAGUGUGAUUAAUAUUUUUGAUGGAAAUGAGAAGAAAAAUCAAGACGAGCGGUCAAGCAACAGUGACAAAUCCCUCAUACGAAACAUAUCUUUGAAAAAAGCAAAGAAGCCACCUCUUCCACCAUCCAGAACAGACUCACUCAGAAGGGUCCCGAAGAAAAAAACCCAGUCCAGUGGACAGGUACUUGAUGAAACACUAAUUGCUACCCUCCAGCAUUCACUGCAGUUAAACCUUCAGUGCAAAAAUGGUAGUUCCCCAUCCCAAAGUCCAUGCAGUGAUUAUGAGGAUCCCUGGGUGCUGCGCUCUCGCAGCCAGAGCUCCGUCAGCGCAAGUAGCAGCAUGAUGUCCACAACAGCUCCAAAUAUGUACUCUCUCUGUACUGUCACUCCAUCACAGAGUGACACAAGCAGCAUCAAGUCCGAGUGUGCUGACCAGUGGGGUUACUACAGUGACUAUGCUGGCGUGCCAGAUGAUCAGUUUAAAUGUCCAGUGGCUCGUUCUGCAAGCACUACAGCCAACCUCAAUGAUUACAGCAUCAGCCACCUCAAUGACGGCUCAAGGGCUUCUAUGCCCCAAGUGGCGAGUGGACUGGCCAAACCAAAGAACACUUCUCCAGAGAAGUCUCACAGAGUCACAUCACCAUCUAGUGGGUAUUCUAGUCAAUCAAAUACACCCACAGCACUUACUCCAGUGCCCGUGUUUUUAAAAUCCAUGUCACCAGCAAAUGGGAAACCCAAGUUGAAACCAAAAGUGCCUGAGAGAAAAUCUUCUCUGCUAUCUUCAGUAUCCGUCUCUUCAUCCUCCACUUCUCUUUCUUCCAAUACAUCUACUGAAGGGAGUGUGAACAUGAAGAAACUGGACCCAGCCCUGACCUCCCCUCCUGACGCUGCUGGUCCUCCACCUCCGACACCUCCACAUUCCCCUGAUCAUCCUCUCCCUCCUCCGCCCCCUGCCCCAGCAGAUGGAAUGGAUCUGCCUCCAUUACCAGCUUCUCCCAGCUUCCCUCCACCCCCGCCAGAAGCUAUUAUAAAUCCUUCCUUUCCCCUGAGUGGUCCGUGGUUUCCUUCUCCUCCACAGGAAAUGUCAUUCAGUCCUUUUUCUGCCCCUUCUUCCUCCAUUUUCCCCAAUGUAGUACCUCCACCAGCACCACCUCUUGACCCCAAACUGACACAAGAUGCAACUAAAUUCACACAAUAUUCUUUUAAGAAAUGUAAUCAGGAUGAUUCUGGCUCCAGUGCAGUGAAACAGCCAGCCAACAAGCAAGACUCCAGUAGGCCUGUAAUGCCCUUAAUAACCACCAAAGCACUGCAAAUGGUACAACUGAGGUCUGUGAAAAAAUGUACAGGAGCACAGACUGAACAAUCAGCUGGAUCUAUUUCUGAAGCCAACUCUCAGGAAAAAGCAACUGUAAUUUUCUCACCACAGCCUUCUCUAAAACCAUCUCUUUCACUAAGGCUCAGUAACAGCCUGGAUGAAGAGAUGAAAACUCAUAGUCCUUCCUUCAAAAACUUAGUUCAAACUCCUCCUCAGAGUUCACUUCCAGAUCUCAGUGACAGUGCACCUGAGAUCAGCAGUGGUCAAAAACCUGGAAAUGCAGCAGGUCUAAUACAAACCUUUGAAGCUGAUGUAUCAGGAACAAACAUUGAAGAAGCACCUCAGUCUCCUGUGCAGAAUGAAAAAUCUCACUCUGGCCUUAUUAGUACACCGUUUCAGGUGCCAUCGGGUUCUCCAAACAAGACUCAGGGUAUAUCACCAAACAAGAAGCCACCUCCUAUUUCGAAGAAACCGAAACUGUUCCUCAUUGUGCCACCUCCGCAGCUAGAUUUUACAGCAGAGAAAAUAGCUAACGUGAGUGAUCCUGUCAGAGGCACAUCAAGUCCAACUAGGAGAGAGAUUGCACAUUGCGAAGAAGCAAAAAAUUGUCUUACAGAUGGACUCAGUUCCAAUGAGAUGGACUCGGGCAGAUUGGUUCCUGAGGGAGGAGCUGCUGGUUCCACCUUCUUUGAAACAGUGGAAACCAAUGUCUGUAUGGUACAGCCUGCAGCAUCACCAGUUCAAGAAGCUCCCAAGCAGGAGCAGCAGACCACUUUGGAUGAAGGAAGCAGUUCAGACAGCAAUGGAGACGACAGCAGUAACACUGACAGACAUCUAUCUCAAGAGGAUGAAAGUGCUGAGGUGUUUGAGACAGACACAACAAAUAAUUCAUCACUGCCAAGCAACAGUUACAGGGCACGGAGUGAGGAGGUGGCAACGCCAGCUAGACCGAGAACUACUGAGGAUCUGUUUGCAGCCAUUCACAGAUCCAAAAGGAAAGUCCUUGGCCGCAAAGAUUCUGAAGAUGACCGCACCCGCAACCAUUCUCCUUCGCCCCCAGUAACACCCACUGGUGCGUCCCCAAAUCUAGCUUCCCUGAAGCACGCAGGAUCAAUUCAGAGAAGCAUUCGCAAGAGCAGCACCAGCAAUGAUAACUUCAAAGCCCUGCUGCUGAAGAAAGGAAGCCGCUCAGACACCAGUUCCCGCAUGUCAGCAGCAGAGAUGCUGAAGAAUACAGAUCCGAGGUUCCACCGAACAAAGUCAGACUCUUCCCUUGAGUUUCCCGACAGCCCUGCGAGCUGUUCCCCCAGCAAGAACAAAAGGGCCCAGGAAGAAUGGGCCAAGAGUGAAGGCCUGAUGCCAAGGAGUAUGUCCUUUUCCAGCACUAGGUAUGGCAGGUCGCGAACACCACCCUCUGCUGCCAGCAGCAAGUACAAUGUCCGGAACCGUAUCCAGAGCAGUCCCAUGACUGUUAUUAGCGAGGGAGAUGGGGAAGCAGUCGAACCAACAGAGAGCAGGAUCCGUAGGACUUUAAAAGAGCAGCAAGAGAGCCAGCUCAAUGUGUUUGACAGCGAUGACAUGGACAUGAAUGAUUUUCUGUAUGCUGAGGAGGCCGAUUCCAAUGAGACGAAGGCUCCAACCCACUUAGACUUAAUGACUCAACUGGUAAAACCAAAUGCUUCAAACAAGUGUCUAAGCCCUUCAGACGAAAAAAGUUAAGAAGUGAGGACAAAGGCAUUUGGUAUUAGUCUUUCAGAUGGUAUAUAGAAUGAGUAAGCAACAGAUCCCAGGAGAAAGCCCAGUCCAGAACAGUUUAUUUUGCUGAGCGUUUAUUACAUGAACUUCAUAUGUGCAUUGAACACUGGAGCACUGAUUGCUCUGCAGGGUUGGGUUGGGUAGGGUGGGGCUUGCUUUGAGUAGGUGGUCUGUGACUUUAAAGAAAGUAACAGUUGAACUUUUUCAUAAGCCUUAAAAGUCCUGUCUGAGAGAGUUUCCUCAGAUCCUUUGGGGUGUGAAUUUUUUGAUACUUUUUGAUUGUGGGAGCAAAAUUUAGAGUAAGCCUGAAAAGAAGAUGGAAAGCUUCUGUGGUACAAAGGGGCAGUUGCUUUAAGGCAUUAUAUUUCUGAGGCUUGGGAAGUGGAUGAGAUGCGUGGCCUAUUGGAGGUAGCAGGGCUAGCGCUGCACAACUUCUUUUCUGUGUGGGCGCCUGUUAAUUUAAGCAUGUUGUAUUAAUGUAAAAAGAUUAAUAGAUUAUGAAUUGGUGUAGGUACAUUUUUCCAGAGGAAAAUAUACACUUUUUAAACCUAACACAGGAGAGUGGGCACAGUUGUAAUACAGUACUAGCUGCUGUGCAGCCAUAGUGACAGUCACACAAACACACUCUCAUUUCCAAGUGAAUUGCUUACUUGAUUGGAAACUGCGAGAACUGAAAUAACAGGAUGCAUAUUUAUAAAGAGAAUGUAAGUGAAUAAUAGGAAAAUGGGAGAGGAAUAAGCAAUACACUGCCAGAUUUGGAAAGUUUCAGGUGUCUGAAAUGAAAUUAAUCACAAAACAUGAAUUUGAGAGUUUGCACCACAGAGCAGUGGUGGAGCCUUUCCAUUUAAAUUAAACGUGGAGGUUACAUUUUGCCAGAAGUUUUUCUUCCAUUUAUCAAAAUGGGAAGACUUCUUAUAACUUUCAUCACUUGAAAUGUCAAAUAUUUGCUAACUUUUGGUUACCAAAGAGUAAGUUAGUUAUUUUCCUUUUUGAUUUGCCUGCAGUAUUUCUAUUUUUAGGAAAAUAUUUUUAGCAAGGUUUGUUUUAUUUUAUUGUAUAUUUUACUGAUGGUAAUAAAAGUGUUUAAUGGUUUUCAUUUUUAAAGAAAACAGUUGAUUAAAACUGAAACAUUGGCUGGAGUUUUUGGUUCGUAGUAGGAAGGAAGCUUUUAAUUUUGAAUAGGAUUUUUGCAUCAUUUGAUGGUUUGUGCAGUUUUUAUAUUGAUUGUAAAUAAUGGAAGUUGUUAAAUACCUUUUGAUCUUCCCACUUUAGAAUUUAUACAUUUUUAGACUGCUUUAAGAAGAAACACUCUCUUUGUAGAUUAUUUAUUUUAGUGAAAUAUGCUUGUAAUCCCUUUCUUCAAUCCCUUAUUUGUUAGUAAUGUAAAUUUCCGGGGUCUUCACUUAACUCUUCCCUUCAAAAGAGGGGGAUGAUGACAAUGCUGUGACUCUGCUUAAAUAAAACAAGGCUGCCAAUUGC